GAAGAGGAUAAGAGAUGGGGGAAAGGGAAACAUGGGUAAAAACCGAAGUCACUAUGAUGAAAGGAAUGUUCUCAACUUUCAUUUUAUCCUUGGUAUUUAUGAUGGUAUGGAGUGUCCGUGCCGAUACGACCAAUAGACCAUCUUAUAUUGACCAGUACUGCAGUGUAAAUCAUCUUGACUGUUUUAGCAAAUGUUUUAAUAAUACCGUUAGUGCAGAGAAUCUGAAUAUAUUUUACAAUUGCCUUCGGGAUCAAACCUCUACAGCUGGAUCAGAAGGUAUAAAACGGUUUCUCUGUCGAACUGUCACAGAUGAGCAGUUAAAAGAAUUUUAUAAAUGUAUACACUACGACAAUCUUCAAUCAGUUUUCUCUCGACAAUUUGAUUGUUGCAUUCAAAGUUGUUUCCCACUUCUCGUUGUUUACCCNAACAAUAGCAAACAAUUUUCUAGAUAUACGUGUAUGUGUGUGUGGGAGGGGUGA
Centruroides sculpturatus (bark scorpion) is the source of this 479-nucleotide messenger RNA. RefSeq lists its product as uncharacterized. The record is from RefSeq and is a predicted model, not a curated record. Bases 15 to 479 code for a protein of 154 amino acids. Lineage: Eukaryota; Metazoa; Arthropoda; Arachnida; Scorpiones; Buthidae. The transcript is spliced from 6 exons.